GAGAGCGGCAAGCGGCAGAGGCGGUGAAACUGCCGAGAGUGUUGAAGCAAUGGGAUAGCGAAGGGAUAGCGUAAGACAUCCGCACCACGCUCCUCUCUUCAAGGACUACUCUACACAAAAUAUUUAGCAUUUCUAUCCAGUGGUGCAAAAGAGUUAAAAGGACGCAAGGAACUGAUAUGAUCCUCUCCCUAGCUGCAACUAUGAGCAGCGGCGGCCUCCCCCAGAACACUACUUCCUCCUCGACCUUUGACCCCUCGUCCCUGGACCCCUGGCUUGACCCCUACCCUGACCCCUACCCUGACCUCCCCGGGGUUAACACCUCCUCCUCCUCCGACGUCCCCGGCCGCACCCAUACCUCCGACCUUGACUUACGACCUCUGACCUCACAACAGGAUGUCAGCCCAUGGGAUGUGGCGUUAUGUGUCACGGGUACACUCAUCGCCUGCGAGAACGCUCUGGUCAUCGCCGUCCUCUUCUACACGCCGACCCUCAGAGCGCCGAUGUUCAUCCUGAUUGGCUCGCUGGCAUUCGCCGACCUCCUGGCGGGUCUCGGUCUCAUCCUGAACUUCGUGUUCACCUAUCUCGUCGAGGGAGAGGUCGUGACCUUGGUUGCCACAGGGAUACUUAUUGCGGCAUUCUCGGCAUCCAUCUUGAAUAUCUUGGCGAUCACCGUGGACAGGUACCUGUCGCUGUACAACGCGCUGACCUACCACACGGAGCGGACUGUCCUCUUCACAUACCUGGUGGUAGGGGUCAUCUGGUUGGUGUGUCUGGUCCUCGGCGUCCUCCCCGCCCUCGGGUGGAACUGCCUAGACGACCAAUCAACGUGCUCAGUCUGUCGACCCGUCACCAAAUCCAACGCUGUUGCCCUCGCUGUCUUCUUCCUACUGGUUUUCGCGUUGAUGAUGCAACUCUACCUACAGAUCUGUCGGAUCGCGUUCCGUCACGCUCAGCAAAUCGCGGUCCAGCAUCAGUUCCUCGCCAUUUCCACGACCAAAGGAGUCCAGACGCUCUCCGUGAUUCUCUGCGCCUUCGCCAUGUGUUGGCUGCCGUUUGCUAUGUAUUCUAUCGUGGCGGAUUCAAGCUAUCCUAUCAUAUAUACAUACUCUACGGUGCUGCUGGCGGCGUGUAAUUCAGUCAUAAAUCCUAUUAUAUAUGCGUUCAGGAACCCGGAUAUACAGAAGGGGCUCUGGUUGGCGUGUUGUGGGUGUGUCCCGUCAAAUCUGAGUCUGAGACCUCGAGCCAGGACGUCCAGUGACGUAUAGGGAAGCAUUGUUCAUGGCUACGACCGCUCCAACCCCUCCCUCCGGCCCUGGACCUUCAGCAAUGUCUAGGGAGGGGGUGUAGCGACGUAUAUAGAAGGGGUGCAGGAUGAUGACGGUAUUGGAGGAGGUGUGGGUGUACGCCCUCCAACCUAGCUCUGUGACCCAGGGCCUCCAGCAAACCUGGACAUCCAGAAGAGACUGUGGCGGUGAGAUCAAGGGACAUGGUAAUGACCCCCCUAGGAUCUCCAGUGAGGGGGUAAGCUUUAGGGAGAGGACUCAGUGAGGUCAAAGGGCAAGAGGGAGGGUGUGGGGUGGUGACCUGGCAAUGUAACCCCCUUCCCAUCCUUCUCCAGGGUCUAGAUCAGAGUUGCAGGGGCGGAUGUGGCUCUCAUUCAUCAAAGGAUGAGGGGCCAUGGACUGGACUGAGAAAGUCUGGGAUGGUUUGCCCUGGGCCUAGGCUAUACUGUAACCCAAUGGAUAGAGUUGGUGGUUCAGUACUGUGAUUGUGUGGGGCUCAGGUUAAACGCUUUACAAUGCACUUCAGUGGGGGAUCAUAGGCCUCUAAAAGGCUACUCGUUCAGAGGGUGAGCACGAGUAGUACAGCCUAAGGAGUGGCCUCGAUGGAAGAUGAGCUAACUUACUUAUGAUGAGCUAACUUACUUAUGAUGAGCUAACUUACUUAUGAUGAGCUAACUUGCAUUUGGUGAGCUAACUUGCUUAUGGUGAGCUAACUUGCUUAUGAUGAGCUAACUUGCUUAUGAUGAGCUAACUUGCUUAUCAUGAGCUAACUUGCUUAUGAUGAGCUAACUUGCUUAUCAUGAGCUAACUUGCUUAUGAUGAGCUAACUUGCUUAUCAUGAGCUAACUUGCUUGUGAUGAGUUAACUUGCUUGUGAUGCGCUAACUUGCUUGUGAUGAGCUAACUUGCUUAUGGUGAGCUAACUUGCUUAUGGUGAGCUAACUUGCUUAUGAUGAGCUAACUUGCUUAUCAUGAGCUAACUUGCUUAUGAUGAGCUAACUUGCUUAUGAUGAGCUAACUUGCUUAUGAUGAGCUAACUUGCUUAUGAUGAGCUAACUUGCUUAUGAUGAGCUAACUUGCUUAUGAUGAGCUAACUUGCUUGUGAUGAGCUAACUUGCUUAUCAUGAGCUAACUUGCUUGUGAUGAGCUAACUUGCUUAUGAUGCGCUAACUUGCUUAUGAUGCGCUAACUUACUUAUGAUGCGCUAACUUGCCAACAAUGGUAAUGUGUGUUAGGUGAGAAUGCUACGAUCUUGAGGUUUUCAUUCAAAACCUUAGAAACUAUCAUGUCACAAUGAUCUUGUUGCCGAUGAUGACUAAAGCCCUUGGUAAAACACAGGCAUAUAACGCAUGACAGACAGACAGACAGACAGACAGACAGACAGACAGACAGACAGACAGACAGACAGACAGACAGACAGACA
Molecule: messenger RNA, 2705 nt
Organism: Salmo salar (Atlantic salmon)
Lineage: Eukaryota; Metazoa; Chordata; Actinopteri; Salmoniformes; Salmonidae
Product: G-protein coupled receptor 12
Biological process (GO): G protein-coupled receptor signaling pathway
Cellular component (GO): membrane
Molecular function (GO): G protein-coupled receptor activity
Source: RefSeq, a predicted model, not a curated record